GCCUCAGCGCGGCCCGCGCCGGCCGCAGCGCCCGCAGCCCUGCCCCGAGCCCGGGAGUAGCUGAGUAACGCGUUCCGAUGAAUAGGCCCUCCCCAUCUUCCCUGGAGCUCCUUCGGGUACUGACUGCAAGGUGCUCCGAGGUCUGCACGCAACCUUCUCCGAUUCUCUUAGCCUGUCUUUGUAGCGGAGGUGUUCCAGUCCCAUUAGCUGCUUCGUGGCCCCUGUGCUUGCUCCAGCAGUCCCGUGCGUUCUUGCCUUGGGGACAGAGGUGUGCACGGUGCUCCCGGGGGGCUCUCGCACGGGCAGGGGCGCGGGCACAAUCUCUGGAUGCAGCCCGGGACGGCUUUGGGGGCUGAGGGGAAAAACCUGACAUUCCUGAAAAUGGCAGCUGAGACAUCCACGGAAGUUGCAAAAACAGCUAAACAAUUCGUCCUUAAGGAAGAGGUAAUUGUAGAAAGACAAUGGCUGAAGCUUUCAGAAACAACUUACACUGAUCCCUUUGGGAAAACCAGAACUUGGGAAACUGUAAAGCGUACUGGCAACAAAAAGGGAGUUACAGCUGAUGGUGUAGCAGUGAUAGCAGUGCUACAGAGAACCCUGCACUAUGACUGCAUUGUCCUGGUGAAACAGUUCAGGCCCCCAAUCAAUGGCUACUGCUUGGAAUUUCCUGCAGGCCUCAUUGAGGAAAACGAGUCAGCAGAAACUGCUGCGCUUCGAGAGCUGAAGGAAGAAACUGGGUACAAGGGGGAAGUCAUUGAAUGUACUCCAGCUCUGUGCUUGGACCCAGGAAUGUCAAACAGCACAACACACAUCGUGAGUGUCGUCAUUAAUGGAGAUGAGGCUGAGAACACAAGACCUAAGCAAAACCUCGAUGAUGGAGAAUUUGUGGAAGUUGUUUCACUUCCAAAGAACGACCUGCUGCAAAGGAUUGAUGAACUAGUAGCAGAGGAACAUCUGGCAGUAGAUGCCAGGGUUUACACUUACGCGUUAGCUCUGAAGCGUGCAGAAGAAAAACCGCUCCAAGUUCCUUUCAUGAAGUUCUAGAACUGGACAAUGAGAAAUUUAAUUCAAAACUUCCCAAGUUGGAUGGCUUAGAAGUACAACUCUUCUUGUAAUCAGGGUCUUUUGCUGUACUUGUAGAGCAAAAAAAGUGUAGUGAUUGUGGUAUUUUUAUUUGGAAUUAUGUAACUGACAAAAAGCAUUUCUUUUAACUGCUCUAUCACCCCUUGAC
Ficedula albicollis (Collared flycatcher) is the source of this 1231-nucleotide messenger RNA. RefSeq names its product nudix hydrolase 5 (gene NUDT5). NCBI's taxonomy places the organism in Eukaryota, Metazoa, Chordata, Aves, Passeriformes, Muscicapidae. Bases 328 to 1044 code for a protein of 238 amino acids. Gene Ontology annotation, biological process: ribose phosphate metabolic process; nucleoside phosphate metabolic process. The record is from RefSeq and is a predicted model, not a curated record. Gene Ontology annotation, cellular component: nucleus. The transcript has 11 exons. Gene Ontology annotation, molecular function: ADP-ribose diphosphatase activity.